Propithecus coquereli (Coquerel's sifaka) is the source of this 1509-nucleotide messenger RNA. Its product is annotated as RING finger protein 17-like. The record is from RefSeq and is a predicted model, not a curated record. Lineage: Eukaryota; Metazoa; Chordata; Mammalia; Primates; Indriidae. The coding region runs from base 1 to 1509 and encodes 502 amino acids. The transcript has 9 exons.
AUGGCGGCAGAGGCUUCGACGGCUCAGCUAGCCAUGUCUUUCUACCCGCAUAUGGGCAGCAGGAGUCGGUCCUGGGGUGCCGCCGAGAUCCAGUGCACCCGGUGUGGAAGGAGGGUGCCCAGAGCAUCCGGUGAGGGCCCCAGGGUUGCUCCGGCCCCACAGCGGGUGGGUGGCCCAGCUAGCGGGAGGCAGACGGAGCGAGGCCUAGCCCGGCCGCCCGCAAGCCCAGUGAACUGGGGCGCGGGGCCUCAGGAGCUGCCGCCAGGCCGGGUGUCCAUGGAAACCGCUUUGCGGGCCUUCCAGGAGCCGCAGCCCACCCCCGAGAGGGCCUCGCUGGGGAGGGUCGGGGGCUUCCCGCCCCUUCCAUGGCUUUCUCCACUUCCGAAGCCCUGUCUCGCCGACCCUCCAGUGGGAGGAGGGGGCCCGGCGGCUGUAGCCUCCCUUCUCUCCGUUUCGCACGCUUCCUUGGGUUGGAUAAACAAUUGUUCUCAGGAUUUUAAGAAGACUGCUGAUCAGCUAACUAUUGGUUUAGAACACUCAGCCUCCACACACAGGACUGUUUCAAACUCAUCAGCUAUAAUGUCGGAAAUUAAAACUUCAGAAGAAAUCGAUGAAGCAUUGAAGAUAGCAGGCUAUAAUUUUGAACAAUUAAGUAUUGCUGUAAAAAUGCUUGAACACAUAGAGAAUCAAACAAGAGAGGAGACAGAAAGUGUUCUAGAGGUUGUGGAGAAACAAUUCGAUCAGCUUUUUACUUCUCUUAAUUCCAGGAAAAAGAACCUAUGUGAAGAACUUGUAAGAAAUAGAGAUGAUUAUCUAUCGAAUUUAACAAUGACUAAAAGCUACAUUGAAGAGAAAAAAAAUGAUUUGGAUGCAGUUAUGAAGAUAGCAAGAGAGUUAAAAUCAGCACCUUCUCUGAGAACAUAUUGUGACCUUAAUCAGAUUAUCCGAACUUUGACGUUAACGUUAGAGAGUGAAUUGUCACAAGUUAGUUCUCUAAAACGAAGGAACCCUCCCAGAUUGAUUAUGAAUUGCAGUGAGAUCAUCUGUAUGUUCAACGAUAUGGGAAAGAUUGAAUUUGAGGACUUAGUAAAAUGUUAUCCUCAAGAAAAUGAGAUUGGACAGAAUGUUCAAAAGAAAUACAAUAUUAAAAAGGAGCUCUCCUGUCAUGAUACAUACCCAUCACUAGAAAAGAAAAAGGUCGAUACGUCUGUCUUAACCGGUGAGGCACCACUACCUCCUUUGCAACCAGAACCCAGUGACGUGCAUCUAGAAGCAAAAAACUUCCCGUCACAGAAAGAAGUUGUUGCAAUGACGUCACCUAAAACCAUUGCUAUGCUACCUCAAAUGGGAUCCAGCCCUGAUGUGAUAAUUGAAGAAAUUAUUGAAGAAAACCUGGAAACAUACUUCACAGGUUAUCCUGUGGAGACACCUAGAUACCCAAAAAAUCCUCUUCAGAAAAACUCAUCUGUUCCUUUUGGAUCAAAAGCAGGUACUUUAACAACUGUCUGA